ACUCUGUGGCUAAGUUCUGUUUAAGGGUCCAUCGUCGAAGGGGGUAGGGAAACAAUUGAUGGUGAUAAUUUGAGAAGAUUCUUUUUCAUAUUUCAUCCCCCAGUCUGCACUUAGAGUCUCAUGUCUAACAUUUAGACAUGAUGAGCUUUGUGCAAAUAUCCGCCCUCCUCUGCAUCCUUGCAGUGGCUUACCCGUCCCUUGUUUUGGCACAGCAGCAGCAAGUGGAAGCAGCAUGUACUCAUCUUGGACAAGUUUAUGCAGACAGGGAUGUCUGGAAACCAGAACCUUGCCAAAUCUGUGUUUGCGACACUGGAUCCGUUUUGUGUGAUGAAAUCAUGUGUGAUGACAACGAAUCAGAGUGUGAAAACCCAGAGAUUCCAUUUGGAGAGUGCUGCCCAAUAUGUCCAUCACCUCCAAGUCCUACCCCAGCUGAAAGUGCAAAUGGAAAACCAGGGCAAAAAGGAUCCAAAGGUGACAAUGGCAUUCCCGGCAGAAAUGGUGAGAAUGGCAGUCCUGGUGUACCCGGUCCUCCAGGUCCUCCUGGUCCUGCUGGGAUUUGUGAAGGCUGUGGUUCCCUAAAUCCUGGAGGAGGAGAGCCGAAUUACAGUCCUCAAUAUGACUCCAAAUCUGGAUAUGACUUCAAAUCUGGCGCAGGUCACAUGGGGGGUCAAGCAAUGGCUGGUUUUCCUGGACCUCCUGGCCCUGCUGGACCAUCUGGCCCUGCUGGACAACCUGGACCUCAUGGAUAUCAAGGACCCGCUGGUGAAUCUGGACAGCCUGGACCACCUGGAUCUCCAGGUCCAGCUGGAAAUGUAGGGCCUCCUGGUCAACCAGGAAAAGAUGGUGAGUCAGGCCGACCAGGCAGACCCGGAGAACGUGGAGUAGCUGGAGCCCCUGGCAAUAGAGGACCACCUGGCAUGUCUGGUUUUCCUGGCAUGAAAGGCCACAGAGGCAUUGAUGGAAGGGAUGGUGGAAAGGGGGAUACCGGUGCUCCUGGACUUAGGGGAGAACCUGGUGCAGCUGGAGAUAAUGGAUUACCUGGCAGUGCAGGUCCAAGAGGACAACCUGGUGAAAGAGGUCGUGCUGGAUCUCCUGGAUCAGCUGGUGCACGUGGCAAUGAUGGAGCUCCUGGAUCUUCUGGUCAAUCUGGUCCUCCUGGUCCCCCUGGUAAUUCUGGAUUCCCCGGUGGUCCAGGCCCCAAGGGUGAAGCUGGAUCUCCUGGUUCUCGUGGUUCUGAUGGUUCUCCAGGAUCUAGAGGUGAAAUUGGACCCCAAGGCCCAUCUGGUUUAACAGGCCCUUCUGGUCCUCCUGGCAGAGAUGGAAAUCCUGGCGGUAAAGGUGAAAUUGGUCCUGCUGGUCUUCCUGGUGCUCCUGGUUUGGGUGGUGCUCGUGGUCAACCAGGUCCCCCUGGUACUAAUGGAUCACCUGGUUUAAGAGGUCCUUCAGGAGAAAACGGCAAAGAUGGCGGAAAAGGAGAGGCUGGUCCAAGAGGAGAACGUGGAGAAUCUGGAUCUCCGGGUGCACCUGGACCUGCUGGAGAAGAAGGCAAAAAGGGAACUAAUGGUGAACCGGGAACUAAUGGUCUACCAGGAACUGCAGGAGAAAGAGGUACACCAGGUUUCCGAGGUCCCCCAGGCAGCAAUGGAAUUCCAGGCGAAAAGGGACCUCCUGGAGAACGUGGAGCUCCAGGCAGCGCUGGACCAAGGGGAAGUUCUGGUGAAUCUGGAAGAGAUGGAAUUCCUGGACCACCCGGAAUGAGGGGUUCUACUGGAAGUCCUGGUGGUCCUGGAUCUGAUGGCAAACCAGGGCCCCAAGGUCCUGCUGGAGAAUCUGGACGAUCUGGUAACCCCGGUCCACCAGGGUCAAGAGGUUCACCUGGAGUCAUGGGUUUUCCUGGUCCAAAGGGUAAUGAGGGUCAACCUGGUAAAAAUGGAGAAAGGGGUGGUCCUGGAUCUGCUGGACCACAGGGUCUUCCUGGGAAGAGCGGUGACUCGGGAGCCCAGGGUCCUCCGGGUGCAGCAGGGCCUACAGGUGAACGAGGAGAACCAGGAGCACCUGGACAAGCUGGCUUCCAGGGCCUGCCAGGAUCUCCUGGACCCGCCGGAGAAAAUGGAAAACCUGGUGAAGCAGGACCUAAAGGUGAAGUUGGUGGUCCUGGAACCCCAGGUGGCAAAGGUGAAAAUGGCAUUCCCGGUGAAAGAGGUCUGCAAGGUCCUCCUGGAACUACUGGUACUAGAGGUGCUUCUGGUCCUCCAGGUCCAGAUGGCGGGAAGGGACCUGCUGGACCACCUGGGCCCGGUGGUGCAAUGGGACCACCUGGUCUUCAAGGCAUGCCUGGAGAAAGAGGAGGCUUUGGAAAUCCUGGGCCAAAAGGUGAAAAGGGAGAAGGUGGAAGCAGAGGCGGAGAUGGAUCACCUGGAAAAGAUGGAUUGAGAGGUUCUACUGGCCCCAUUGGCCCCCCUGGUCCUGCUGGUCCAUCUGGAGACAAGGGUGAAGGUGGUUCAGCUGGACCUCCUGGGCCUGUUGGUGCACGUGGUGGUCCUGGGGAACGUGGUGAAAAUGGUCCUCCUGGUCCUGCUGGCUUUCCUGGAGCUCCUGGUCAAAAUGGAGAACCUGGUGGUAAAGGAGAUAAAGGUGGUUCUGGUGAGCGAGGUGAACCUGGUCCCCAAGGUGCUGGUGGUCCUCAAGGUGGACCUGGUCCUGCUGGUAAUACUGGUCCUCAGGGAUCAAAAGGAGAUCGUGGUGCUCCAGGAUCAGCUGGCACAGCUGGUUUCCCUGGUGCUCGUGGUUUGCCUGGACCUCCAGGUACUAACGGCAAUUCUGGUCCUGCUGGUCCUCCCGGAGGCCCUGGAAAGGAUGGUCCAGCUGGUCCAUCUGGUAGUACUGGUCCUCCUGGUAGUCCAGGUGGUGCAGGUCCAAAGGGUGAACCAGGUACACAAGGAGAAAGGGGAUCACCAGGAAAUCGAGGCGAAUCGGGUGCUCCAGGUCCUUCAGGAAUUAGUGGUCCAGUUGGCUCUCGUGGUAUUGUAGGAUUACCUGGAUUACAGGGUAGAGCAGGAAGUCCGGGUAUUCCAGGUUCUAAGGGUGAAGAUGGAAAACCAGGUACCAAUGGGUUUCCAGGUGAACGUGGUUCCCCUGGUUCACCAGGAGCAGCUGGAAUGAAUGGGGCCCCUGGAGAAGCUGGAAGAGAUGGUAACUCUGGCUCCGAUGGUGCACCUGGACGUGAUGGAUCAUCUGGACCUAAGGGUGACCGUGGUGAAAAUGGCUCUCCUGGUUCUUCUGGAUCUCCUGGUCACCCAGGCGCCCCAGGCCCUGUUGGCCCAGCUGGAAAGAACGGCGACAGAGGAGAAAAUGGUCCUGCUGGCCCUGCUGGCGCAUCUGGUCCUGCUGGUGCACGUGGAGCUCCUGGACCACAAGGUACACGUGGUGAUAAAGGUGAAGCUGGUGAGCGUGGUACCAAUGGAAUGAAAGGUCAUCGUGGUAUGCCUGGCAACCCUGGCCCCCCUGGCUCCCCUGGACCUUCUGGAGAACAAGGUACUGCUGGAUCUCCCGGACCCUUAGGUCCUAGGGGUCCUGCUGGAUCAAAUGGAUCUCCAGGCAAAGAUGGCCUUUCUGGAUAUCCAGGACCUAUUGGCCCUCCAGGUCCUCGAGGUAGCAGAGGAGAAUCUGGCCCAGAGGGUUCAUCUGGUCAUCCUGGACCUCCAGGACAGCCUGGUUCCCCUGGCCCACCUGGGCCUUGUUGUGAUGGUGGCGGAGCUAAUCUUGGAUCAUUUGGUGGGGAGAAAGGACCAGCUGGUUCCCCAUACUAUGGCGAUCAACCAUUUGAUGCAACGACCACUACUGAAAUUAUGACUUCCCUUAAAUCAAUCAACAGCCAAAUAGAAAACAUUAUUAGUCCAGAUGGCACAAGAAAGAACCCUGCCCGUAACUGUCGUGAUCUUAAAUUGUGUCACCCAGAGUAUAAGAGUGGAGAAUACUGGAUCGACCCCAACCAAGGCUGUAAAAUGGAUGCUAUUAAGGUUUUCUGCAACAUGGAAACUGGUGAAACAUGUAUAAAUGCCAAUCCAAGUAGCGCCCCACAAAAGAAAUGGUACACCAGCUCUGGAACUGAUAAAAAACAUGUUUAUUUUGGAGAGUCUAUGAAUGGUGGUUUCCAGUUCGGCUAUGGAGAUCCAGAUCUUCCAGAAGAUAUAUCUGAUGUCCAAAUGGCAUUCCUUAGAAUUCUGUCCAGCAGGGGCUACCAGAAUAUCACUUACCACUGCAAGAACAGCAUUGCAUACAUGGAUGCACAAAGUGGAAAUGUUAAGAAGGCUGUGAAAUUUAUGAGCUCUACCGAAAGUGAGCUUAAAGCUGAAGGAAACAGCAAAUUUACAUACACUGUUUUGGAAGACGGUUGCACUAAACACACAGGAGAAUGGGGUCGAACAGUAUUUGAAUACAGAACACGCAAAACAAUGAGGCUACCUAUUGUAGAUAUUGCACCAAUGGAUAUCGGUGGACCAGAUCAAGAAUUCGGAAUUGAAGUCGGCCCUGUAUGCUUUUUGUAAUUUAGGAUAUUUCUAAAAUUUAAACCACAUCAAAUGAUCUUCACUCCGUUUACAUCCCUUUGGAAUUUUGUCACUCAAAAGAAAAACUGCAUUCCAAUAAUUUAUUUUCCAACCAUUAAUGAAAAAGGGAUAGUUUGGUAGAGAGGGCUACAUUUUUUUUUUAAUUUUUUUUUUUUUUUUUUUUGCAAUAACACAAACUAAAUGCUUUUGCUCUAUUUUUUGUACAAAUUUCAUAUUGACAUCUAAAUGGUGCUAUAAAAAGGUUAAAAUCAUUAUUGAAAACACUGUGUGAUGUACUUUUUUUUUUACAUUUGUGGCCAAUUUAAAAAGCACUGAUCAAUCUAUAAAUCAGACUCCACCCAUCUUUCUAACCAAGAUGAAGUUCACAUCAUGCAUAAAGAACUUCCUGUUUCAACUACCUCAUCAUGGACAGAGGAUGGGUAGGGUUUGAUGAGGCAAACACACUAAUGAAAUACAAGGUAGCCAUGAAUCAUCAAAUUACAACUAAGGCCUGAUUCCUGAAUGCAGUCCACUGAUACUGUUUUUAUGUACUGCUUUGUCCAGAACAGAUUGAUUAAAGAUAUUCAGUCUUUCAAGGUGCUUUCCAUACUUUCAUGUUAUUGCUGGCCAAGACCACUAAAGUAGAAGGGAAGUUUAAUUAUCAAACAUCAUGGUGCUAAAUGCCAACAUGUUCCAAAGAUAUUCGUUUUAAAUAAAUGGUAACAAAAACAUGUUUGUCUUCUCUUCAGAAUUAUUGUUGGCAUUCACCUUACCUGAGGUGGCAUAUUUCAAUAUUAUUCAGCAGCUUUAGUUGCAAUAACUAAGAUACAGAUGACAGACUUUAUCCACCUCUAAACAUUUUUAUAUGACUGUUGAGUAAAGAGACACAUAAUAAAAAAUGAUGUACAAAAUUCA
This is a messenger RNA of Rana temporaria (common frog), 5462 nucleotides long. RefSeq names its product collagen type III alpha 1 chain (gene COL3A1). The coding region runs from base 138 to 4547 and encodes 1469 amino acids. The record is from RefSeq and is a predicted model, not a curated record. The transcript has 51 exons. Lineage: Eukaryota; Metazoa; Chordata; Amphibia; Anura; Ranidae. Gene Ontology annotation, molecular function: extracellular matrix structural constituent; protein binding.